GAUUCUGACGCGCUUUUGACAUAUCACAUAAGUGAAAUUUCCUCAAAGCAAUCAAAAUAAAGAAAAUAGCCAAUCAAAAACAUAUGCCAACCAGAGUGGGCUCUGCAUGACAGGACCUUGUUGCAAGCUGAAGAGAAGCAUGCUGCUUGGUACAUACAGUUACCUUAGCCAUUUGCGUAUUAUGUUAUAAGAUGGUGUGCAGCAGUGAUGAUGGCGAUCUGGAGCAGUACGCGUCUAGCGUCGCCCACUUCUCGUCCCAGUACGGUGGAGAGGGCACCAUCUCCUACACCGUGCCAAACAUCAUCGGGCCGCCGUCACAACCGGGGGUCGAGGGCGACUUCGCCAGCUCGGCAGUGCUGGCCACGUAUGGGACCUGGUGGGAUGAUUGUCCGUCGGGACGUCGGCAGUUCAGCACCAGCGCACCUCUGGAUGUGCCAGCGCGAGACUUUAUCGACGUCGGCUUCGACACGGCGGUGUACGUGCUGUCGGUACGAGUGUUCGAGUGCUACCAUCCGGGUGGCGUGUGCCGGCUCUGGGCACGCUGGGAGGAGCCGGACGGGCCGCGCUGGACCCUCCUCUGGCGCCGCCGGCCCGGAGCGCAGCCUGAGGACCACCGACAGCCCUUCAGCCCGCCGCUGAAGAUACUCCGGAGACCCGUCAGGCAGCUGCGUCUGGAGCUGAACUGUGACCACCUGGGUUACUACACGGGUCUGGACGCCGUGCAGCUGGUGGGCUGUGUGCGCCCGCCGUCCCCCGCCCGCCUGCUGCGCGGCCGGCCGCUGCGGCCUCUCUCGGCGCGGCUCUUCGCUCUGAUGCCGACUGUUCUUCAGCCGGAGGAGCUGCAGGACAGAGUGCGCGAGCUGGCAGAGCUUGGGAGGAAGGCAGAGGAGGAGGAGCGGCGUCAGAGGAGGGAGUGCCCGACGCCGGACUCGGCCCUGCUGCAGCUGCCGGAGGAGAUCAUCUGUCGGGUGCUGUCGUGCCUGGACCUGGUGAGCCUGAGCCGUCUGUCGCUAACCUGCCGACAUCUGCACCGGCUCUGCUCCGACCCGCUGCUCUACUCACAACUGGACCUGCAGCCGUACUGGCACCUGGUCGACACGUCCAUCGUACCGUUCCUGACCAGCCGCGCCUCCUGCCUCACCAAACUGGACCUCUCCUGGUGCGGAAACUACGGGGCGCUCAGCGACGCAGACUUCUGCAACCUGCUGUCGGAGCUGGGCUCUCGGCUCGUCAGUCUCCGGGUGGACGCCUGUGACUGGUUCAACGGACUCUGCAUGGAGUGGACGGGCCUCUUCUGCCGCGGACUCGAAGAGCUGAGUCUGCGCAGCUGCCGGGCGGUGGUGGAUGACGCCUUCUGGAGUCUGCAGUACCUGUGUAACCUGCGCCGCGUGGAUCUGUACCGCACCCAGGUGACUGCCGCUCCGCUGGCCACCUUCAUCCGAAACGCCACCGGACUGCAGCACCUCGGCCUGGGUUUGUGUGAGCGUCUACAGCGGCUGUGGCACGUGUGCGAGGCGCUGGGCGAGUGCAGCGCCGACCUGCGCUCCUUGGUGCUGUGGAAACAGCGCGAGCUGAGCUGGGCCGAGCUGCGACACAUCCAGAGCUGCCGCCGACUGGAGGAGCUCGACCUCGGCUGGUGCCGAGCGGCAGUGCAGGAAGGGGAGUUACCGUUUCUCAGGAAUAUAUCUCCAUUCUUCCCGAAUCUCAAGAAGCUCUUCUUGACCUCACUCAGGAUGAUCCAGGACGGGGACCUACAGCUGAUCGCCGAGCACAACCGUCAGAUGCAGCAGCUGGACAUCCUCGGCGCCAGCCUGGUCCGCCCGGAGGCCGUCGAAAGCGUGCUGUCGCGGUGCCCAGACCUGCGUCUGCUGGACGUCAGUUUCUGCGCCCAGGUCUCGGAGGCCCAGGUGGCACUGUGGCGGCACCUGUACCCCCACUGCUCCAUCAAACGCUCCUACCGGCCCGCCUAGCGGGAGUUUUCAUCCAGCGUUCAGAGGUCGCAGAUGCUGUGCUGUGCCCCGUGGUGGAGACCCCACACUCCACAGGUCAGCAUAGACGCUCUGUGAAACUUCUCAGGAAGGUUGUGCCCAAAAGUACCAUUGAAUGUUCCUGAAGAACACUUACACCAACGUUUACCUCAUCGUUCUGAUGAUCUUGUGAUAUUGAUAUUCGAAUGGAUAUCGUGGAUACCCAGUGAUAGUCUAUUUUAAAAUAUCAAUGACAGCGUUUAUGGUUAAUUACAGAAUAUGAUGGUUACAGCGUGCAGUGAUAGCACCAUAACAUUAUUUUGUGAUGUGUGCCUGUGCAGUGUGUGUUUUUCGAAAUGGGUUUCAGUCCAACAGACAUCGUUUUCACGCACUUUGUACUCUCAACGCCUGAUCUCGCGAUACAGUAUCUCACCACGCAUAGCUAUAGUGAUGAGAUAACACUUUUAUUACUGUUGAGCUGGUGAAUUGACCAGGUUGGUGUGGAUAUUGCUGCACUUGAGGGAUAGCACGGAGGGCGCAAAGGUCGUGUGACGAGAGCGUGUAUUGCUGGUAGCGCUGGGUGCUUGUUUUUUGCCCGGUAUCGGUGUGUCACAAGGAUAUUAUGCUCUCAAGAACCGUCUCUUGGGUGCAAAAACUGCAUCGAUUGGAAGCAAAAACUAGUCGUACUUGAGAUGUGAUGGAGGAAUCGUUAAAAUUGUCUGCGAUAUAUGAAUUAUUUUUAACCUGUACUUGUGAGCCGACUACUCUGACGGCGGUUUUCGCAUCGUUUUCUCAUCGCGAUGGUCAACGGGUGGCGAUUAUCAUACCUGUGAUAGCUCUGAGCGUGUGUUGUCGCCCGGUUUCCCACGCGGCGGGCCCUGUAUCGACAAUAUCGUCUUAGCCGGAGCCUCUAGCCGAUCAAUCACCUAAGACACGCAUGCAAUAAUAAAGUGCUGCAGUACCUACGCAUUCA
Messenger RNA from Amphibalanus amphitrite, 2940 nucleotides. RefSeq names its product F-box/LRR-repeat protein 4-like (gene Fbxl4). Gene Ontology annotation, molecular function: protein binding. The coding region runs from base 192 to 1970 and encodes 592 amino acids. Gene Ontology annotation, cellular component: SCF ubiquitin ligase complex. NCBI's taxonomy places the organism in Eukaryota, Metazoa, Arthropoda, Thecostraca, Balanomorpha, Balanidae. The record is from RefSeq and is a predicted model, not a curated record. Gene Ontology annotation, biological process: SCF-dependent proteasomal ubiquitin-dependent protein catabolic process. The transcript has 14 exons.